Molecule: messenger RNA, 576 nt
Organism: Punctularia strigosozonata HHB-11173 SS5
Lineage: Eukaryota; Fungi; Basidiomycota; Agaricomycetes; Corticiales; Punctulariaceae
Exons: 2
Coding region: 1-576 (191 amino acids)
Source: RefSeq, a predicted model, not a curated record
AUGAACUGCGCUGACAGGUUAUCCGACUGUAGCAAUCGCUGUUCUACGCUAGCGAGGCGGUUUGUGUGUCAGACAGAGUUCUCGGAAUCACACGACGAACGCCAUUCAGACGGAGUAGAGGUUGACGAAGAGGAGCCACUCGACGCGCCCUCGCUAGAAAGGCUCAGGGAAGCUGUGGUUUCCGUUCCGGAAAAGACGCUUCGAGAAAUAGUGCUCGAUCUUAUCGAGGACAUGCCAUCAGUCGGACACGCUCUCUUCAAAGAGUUAGUGACGGUUCAACACGGAGAGCUCGUGCAAAGAUGGGAAAUAUGCCGUAAAUGUGGCGACGAUUUCGAUGUCAGCGCAACACAGGUAGAAGGAUCAUGCCAGUUCCAUCCGGGUGUACUGGAAGUCAGGGAGGAGGAAUUCGUUGACUGGGACGAAGACUGCCAUGGGCCAAUGGACACGCCUGAAAAUAGGAGAGACUACCCGGAGAAUUUCAGUUGGACGUGCUGUGAUGGCAGUGGCCUGUCUGAAGGCUGCGUGUCGAGCACACAUACCGCGAGCGGCCCCGCAAGAAAACGCAAGCGAAUAUGA